AUGCCCAACGAUAUGGACACACCCAAAAGUGAUACCAGCAAAGCUGACACAACCACAACACCGACCAAACCACCAUCUGUGGCCAGGGCCCCCUCUGUGGCGACGAAUCGUACGGACGACGAUGACUUUGAGGAAAUUGAUUUCCCUACCAACCUUUCUAUCUCUUCCGAAUCAGAUGAUGAUGGUUCGGCAGCGGCUCCUUCGGACGCUGACGAAAUGGUCCCACAAGUACAAAUGGACGAAGGAGACUUUGACUUGGAGGAGGAAUACGCAAGUGAUAAUGAUACAGGGGACGUGGACUUGGACGGCGACCUGCUGGAUUCAGACAAUGAUGACAUGAACUUGUAA
Malassezia pachydermatis is the source of this 348-nucleotide messenger RNA. RefSeq lists its product as hypothetical. The transcript is spliced from 2 exons. The record is from RefSeq and is a predicted model, not a curated record. Lineage: Eukaryota; Fungi; Basidiomycota; Malasseziomycetes; Malasseziales; Malasseziaceae. The coding region runs from base 1 to 348 and encodes 115 amino acids.